AUGGCCAUCUUAUCCGACUUGCCCGACGAGACCCUCCACCGAAUUCUCGAAUUCGUCACAACUGAUCGCCCCUCUCUUGAAACCGCCAGCCUCGUAAAUAGCCGCUUCAACAAAAUCGUCUUUCCUCUCCUCGUGCGCCAAUGGAGCAAUAGCCAAGAAUGUCUUGAGCCUUCGAUAGAGAGACUUGCGCUUCAUCUUCUUCGAAACCCUGAUCUUCGACGGCACGUUGAAAGGCUUGACUUUGGAUAUAUUCGGCCUUUGCACGACCAUGAUCCUGAUUCAGUUGACUUGAGCACUGAGAGUCUAGCUGCUCUUGCAGACGCUGCUGAGGAGCAUCUGGAGGUAUCCAAGUUUCUCUCAACUCACGUGUGCCAUCGUAUACGCCUAGGGUGCGAGGAUGCGAUCGCCGUUUUGAUCUUGGCCUGGUGUACGAGGUUAACCCAUCUGAACCUCACAAUACCUUCUUUUUAUCCUGAAUCUCGCCAACAUUUUAUGCCUCUGCUUUACGUAAAGGAGGCUAUUUCUCGACAUCUUGAUGAACCGGCUGGAAUAGCAUCGCAGUUGCCUUUGUGUCUGGUCAGUCAUGUCACCUUGCAACCCUGGAACAGCGAGGAAGUUUUCGACAUGGCAUAUGCUAGAUCGUUUCUGCACCUUCCUUGUAUUCAGACGUUUUGUGUCUAUGGCUUAAUGGAUGAUCUGGAAAGCGAGUUGGACGACGGGGACAAUGAACUUCCUCUAACAUCCCGUGAUGAUUACGAGCUGCCUCUCCCAGUUUCGACAUCACCAAUCACGGAGUUGACCAUUGUGGGGUGUUUACGAUUUGGAGUCCCAGAGUUCAUCACGGCAUGUCGGGCCCUCACAAAGCUCAACGUUCGAGUCGACCAUGGGCUGGACAUGUAUGGCUUUCCAGACCAGAAAGAGCUAGCGGAGGCUAUUUUGAAACACAAAGACUCUCUGGAGGACGUGGACCUCGACAUUAGUAUGCCAAGGUUUCCUAACCAAGACCCUGUGUUGGAGGAAGCUUAUUCACACAUGUCACGGAUCUGGACUCUUGCGGUUCAUAUCAUCGACGUCUUCGAAGGUGCCGUUGAGGGCUGUACCAAGAUCGUCCUUGAUCGAAUACCUCAAGGUAUCCAAGUUCUCAGGCCUCGUGCUCCAAGGUUCAUCGAGGGCUGGGUCAGUAGUAGCAAUGACCCGUUCCUUGAGCCAUACCUGGAAGGUAUUAUAGAACUACUUGAAGAAACCGGACCACAGGGGCGGCUUAGCAAGUUGAGAGUCCUGGAUCUCUCGGAAGCAUUUGUGGAUGAUCCGAUUAUGUUUGAUAUCAAGAGGAUUAAGCAGUUGGCCACGUCCAGAGGGGUCAAGCUUUUGUUGCAUGACUGA
Molecule: messenger RNA, 1383 nt
Organism: Fusarium musae
Lineage: Eukaryota; Fungi; Ascomycota; Sordariomycetes; Hypocreales; Nectriaceae
Exons: 1
Coding region: 1-1383 (460 amino acids)
Molecular function (GO): protein binding
Source: RefSeq, a predicted model, not a curated record